Messenger RNA from Bursaphelenchus okinawaensis, 1187 nucleotides. NCBI's taxonomy places the organism in Eukaryota, Metazoa, Nematoda, Chromadorea, Rhabditida, Aphelenchoididae. The record is from the annotation of a GenBank genome assembly.
AUGGCAGCCCCAACAGUAGAAACCCCAUCCACAGAAGAGAAUCCAGAUGACGAACCCUGGCCACUUUUGAACGCUAAAGAUCAUGCUGAACAGGUACUACAAUAUACCUCUAUGUCUUAAUUUUAAAAUUUAGUUUGACCCAACAAAGUACCUCGAAGGAUUCUACAAAACGGCCAAAGAAGACUUGGCCAUGCAAAUCGUACUGUUCUUCCUACCCGGCAUACUGUAUCGACUACCGAAUGAAGUAGAAGAUGUACUUGAUCUAGGAGCUGGGCCUACUGUUUACAUUCCGAUUGCUAUGAGACAUAAAGCCAAGAAUAUUUACAGUAGUGAUUUUGCUGAGGUAAGCGCAGUUUCUAAAGAGCAGAGAUCUCUUGCUCGCUCUACAAAAUUUUUUAAAAUCACCAGCUAGUUUUGUUCGCCAUACCCUUACCUUAUCAAAUCCUACCCUUACACGGCACCCUAAGCCGUACAGACCUUAUACCAAAAAAUCUAUCUAAAAACUUUAAUAAAAGCCAAAGUAACACCCACCAUAUCUGCAGAUAAACCGUGCCGCCGUAACCGCCUGGCUAAAAAACCAGUCCGACUUCGACUGGACUAACGUCUGUGAAUGGAUAAAGUCAAUUGAAGCUUCGAAAGAUACUCCAGAAGCCAUGCAAGACAAUGCGAGAGAUAUAAUGAAAGGUGUCCUCGCAGUAAAUGUACAUAACCCAUCCCCAAUCACUGGAGUUCAUUACCAAAAAGACCAGACAGUACCAGUACCAAAACAGUUCGAUGCUGUUUGUACUGUUUUUUGUUUGGAGUACGCUUCGGAGACGUUAGAAGAGUACGAACAAGCAGUUUACAAUGCUGGAAGUUUGGUGAAGACAGGGGGAUAUAUUGUACAAGGUGGAGUACUGGAAGCUCAUGAGUAUGGGUUUGGAGGAAGAAGAUUUAAAUGCCACUUUUUGACCAAAGAUCAGUUGGUUACUGCUUUGAAGGUAGGUUUAGGUUUAGAGAUUUUAAUAUUGAUCAAGAAACGUCACAUUUUAGAAGGAUCAUAGACGUAUAUAACAAUAUAUGUUCAAAAUAUUAUACUAAAAUUAAUCUUUAAUUUUCAGAAAAGUGGCUUCGAAACAAACGACAAAAACGGUUUCAAACUGAUCGUAUCAGACGAGAUUUUCUUAUUAGUAGCUAAAAAAUUGUAA